GUGUGAACUCCUCUCUCUCUCUCCCAACACUUCCUGUAUCCACUGUUUGGUCUGUUGAUGGAUUUGUUUUUAUCCAAAUCAACUUGGGCUUGGCUAUCAGAAUAAAUGAUGAUUGCCGAGUGAGGGAGCUUGGAGCUUGGAGCUUCGAGAAAAUCGCGAGAGAUAGAGAAAGAAGACAUUAUCAUAAAAAGGAAAAGAUAACUAUGAAUGGAGAAAGAGAAGACAACGAACAAGCGCACCCGGGAGGAGCGUGACCACCGCAAGCAUCGCACCCGUGACGCAGACGACAAAAAGUCUUCCAGAGACCAAGAUCAUCACCAUCACCACCGCCAUCACCGCUCGGACCGCGAUUCCAAGCUCGAGCGCUCCAACGAGCCCCGCGAUCACAAAUCCCGUCGAGAGUCGAGUCACGAAGACCGCGAGGGUUCGGGAGAUAGAGAAGGGAGUCGAGAUAGGCCUUACGAUCGCGAAUCGAAGCGUGAGAGGUCGUAUGAGCCGAGGAGUGAUGAUAAGGCCAAGCAUCACCGGGAAGCGAAGCGCGAGCUGUCUGAAGAACGGGAAGCGUCGAUGGAGAGGAGACAUAAGAGGAAAGAGAGGGGUACGAGUGAGGAUACUAGGGAUGGUGAUGGUGAGAAGAGGGCUAAGGUGUACGACGAUGGGAGGAAGGAGAAGAGGCGGUUAGAGGAUAGGGAUAAAGAAGUUGAGCCGGAAGAGAAUGGGGGUCGCCGGAGAUUUGAGGAUCGACGGUUGAAGGAUGUAGACGGGGAUGGGGAACUUGAGACUAAGUUCAAGAAAGAAGAAGUGGGUCAUGUGCAUUUGGAUAAUUCUCGGACCCCUACUGGCAAUGGGAAAGAAAAUGGGAGUGGUUCACUGGGCAAUGGUGCUGCUCCUGAACCACUCACCACGGCGUCUGGGAGUUUACCUGAAACCUCUUUCACCCCUAGUCAUCCCCUUCCUACCAAGGUAUCUUUGAUUUCUACAGCACAUGAAAAUAAGGGAGUUAGUAUUACCAGAUCUCAUGAGGUUACUGGAAAAUCUAGUACAGAUGGGACAUCUUCAACUGCUGGAAAAAGUGGAAGUCUGUCUCUUGAUGCAUUAGCAAAAGCUAAGAAAGCUUUACAGAUUCAGAAGGAAUUAUCAGAGAAGUUGAAGAGAAUUCCUCUUUUGAACAAGGGUGCUAGUGCAAGUUCAGAUACUAGCACUAACUUGGGUGUAAAGGAGGGGCUGAAGCCUGUAUCAACAACCUCCGCUACAGCUAUAUCCGAGGCAACAUUGAAUUCCUCAAACUUGCUUGCUUCUGGCAUAGCAUCUGUGAACCCUGCAAGUGGCUUGGCUACUUCUGCUGGUCUUACGGCCAUUCCCAACUAUGAGGCUGUAAAACGUGCACAAGAGCUAGCUGCCAGGAUGGGAUUCCGCCAGGACCCUGAGUUUGCUCCUCUCAUAAACUUGUUUCCAGGACAGGCUACAACAGAUGUGGCUGCUUCCCAGAAGCCUACUAAAGCUCCUGUUCUUCGUCUUGAUGCUCUUGGUAGGGAAAUAGAUGAGCAUGGGAAUGUCGUGAAUCUGACUAAACCAAGCAAUCUCAGCACCUUAAAGGUUAACAUAAACAAACAGAAGAAAGAUGCAUUUCAGAUUCUUAAACCUGAUUUAGAUGUGGAUCCAGAAUCAAAUCCUCAUUUUGAUUCUAGGAUGGGUUUGAAUAAAACUAAAAUCUUGCGGCCUAAGAGGAUGAAUUUCCAGUUUGUAGAGGAAGGAAAGUGGUCUAAAGAUGCCGAGCAUAUAAAAUUGAAGAGUAAAUUUGGUGAUGCACAAGCCAAAGAGCACAAAGCAAAGCAGGCACAAUUAGCGAAGGCAAAGGCAGCUCCUGAUAUAAAUCCAAACUUGAUAGAAGUAUCUGAGAGAGUUAUAACAAAAGAAAAGCUAAAGGAACCUAUUCCUGAAGUUGAGUGGUGGGAUGUGCCUCUUUUGCACUCUGGUCUUUAUGGAGAUGUUGCUGAUGGUAAUAUUUCGGAAGGUAUACUAAGGGUGGAGAAAAUCACUAUCUAUGUUGAACAUCCUCGCCCUAUUGAGCCCCCUGCUGAGCCAGCUCCUCCACCACCUCAACCACUCAAGUUAACCAAGAAAGAACAAAAGAAACUCCGCACACAGCGGCGACUGGGUAGGGAGAGAGAAAGGCAGGAGAUGAUCAGACAAGGCCUGAUAGAACCUCCAAAACCAAAAGUUAAAAUGAGUAAUUUAAUGAAGGUUCUUGGUUCUGAAGCAACACAAGAUCCAACUAGGCUUGAGAAGGAAAUUCGUAGUGCAGCUGCUGAGCGCGAACAAGCUCACAUAGACCGGAAUACUGCACGUAAGCUCACUCCUGCUGAGCGCCGUGAGAAGAAAGAGCGGAAGCUUUUUGAUGAUCCAAAUACAGUGGAGACCCUAGUUUCAGUUUACAAGAUAAAUGACCUGUCACAUCCUCAGACUCGAUUUAAGGUUGACAUUUUUGCCCGACAGAAUCGAUUGACUGGGUGUGCUGUUAUCUCUGAUGGUAUUACAGUUGUGGUUGUUGAAGGUGGAAGUAAAUCCAUUAAGAGGUAUGGAAAGCUUAUGCUUAGGCGCAUAAACUGGGCAAAUGCUGUGAAAGAUGAGCAAGGGGAUGAAGAUGAACAAGAUGAUAAACCUCCAAACAAUUGUGUGUUAGUUUGGCAAGGUAGUGUUGCCAAGCCUACGUUCACUAAAUUUUUAAUUCAUGAUUGCAUGACGGAAGCUGCUGCCCGGAAGAUUUAUGCUGAUGCCGGAGUUGUUCAUUACUGGGAUCUGGCGAUUAAUUUUACGGAUGAUCAAAUGUAAAUCAAGAGGCUGCUUCCAAUGGCGAAUUUCCACCUCAUCAGACCCCUUCAUUUGACUUAUUCGGCUAUUUCUGUGAAGCUCGAAAAAAAAAUUCAAGAUUCUGAUUAGUGAAGUGUUUCCAACUCCUCGGAAGGCUUUAUUCAACUUGAUUUUCCUUUUUCCGACAUAAUAUAGUUGAUGAGGUUCUAGUACUGCAUGCAAUUUAUGAAAUGUAUGGAGAUAUGUUAGAUGUUGACAGCCAGUAGAAUUUUAACAAUGGUAUCUGUAAACUUGCUUGCCCAUGUUUCUGAACCAUCCAAUUCGUGGGUUUUUGGUACAAUGCAUAUCUGAACCAUCCAAUUCGUGGGUUUUUGUACAAUGCAUCAAUCGGAUGAAUUAUUCAUUAUCUGUUGCCUGCUCAUUCUUUGAAGGUGUUUCUUUGUAACUGGGGUACCCCUGAACAUUCUAAUUCUUUUAUUUGCCUGGAGUGACAGGACAGUACCUACUGUGUUAAGUACCAUGACAAAUGGCAGAUACAAAGAACUCUGCAGAUACUUAAUUGUCGAUGGUGAAAACUAUUCGAUAAUGGCUGAGCUAGAAUUUUGGUUAAUCUUACUCGAAAACUGAUCCUAUUCUCAAUUUCAUA
Humulus lupulus (European hop) is the source of this 3457-nucleotide messenger RNA. Its product is annotated as protein RDM16. Gene Ontology annotation, cellular component: U4/U6 x U5 tri-snRNP complex. Gene Ontology annotation, biological process: mRNA splicing, via spliceosome. The record is from RefSeq and is a predicted model, not a curated record. The transcript is spliced from 7 exons. Bases 208 to 2832 code for a protein of 874 amino acids. NCBI's taxonomy places the organism in Eukaryota, Viridiplantae, Streptophyta, Magnoliopsida, Rosales, Cannabaceae.